Leptopilina heterotoma is the source of this 3428-nucleotide messenger RNA. It is a transcript of the gene BicC, whose product is annotated as protein bicaudal C. The record is from RefSeq and is a predicted model, not a curated record. Gene Ontology annotation, molecular function: protein binding; RNA binding. The transcript is spliced from 15 exons. Gene Ontology annotation, cellular component: cytoplasm. Bases 643 to 3210 code for a protein of 855 amino acids. Lineage: Eukaryota; Metazoa; Arthropoda; Insecta; Hymenoptera; Figitidae.
GUCAGCUUGAAAACGGCGAGCAGUGAAACGCUAAUUUAGUUUAACCGGCGCCGAGUUGCGCGCGUGCCACCGUAUCACGCGUCCAUGAGGACGAAAUUCGAUUAAUUUGAAUCGUGAAUUCGUCCCGUAAGUCGGUGGCGAACGGCGCGGUGUGGUCUUACGUCUCAACAACGUGGGAUCCUUCCGGCUAUUGAUUCCGCAGGACGGAUCAACUUCUACACUUUUUUUCAGUUUCAACAAAUUUUUAUUUAUUAUUUACUGGCCAUCGACACCAUCAUUUACAUUGAGGAGCAAACACGUGUUCAAAUGGACUUCAGUGUGUAGAAAAACUAAAAACACUUUUUUCUUCAUCGACGAAUGUCAAGUUUGGAACUACAGUUGGUGUGAGGAGAAAUCUCAGUUUUAAUCGUUUCUCAUCGGCAGUGGGACGUAUUUUAAUUGGUUGAGGAUUUUCCUCGAUUACCACGAAAACUCCCGCAAAUUCUAAGAAAUUGGUCUCGUCAGUGCUUCUCUUGAUUUGGACGUUGUCGGAGUGAAAAAUUUUUACCGCGGUGUUGUUCUCCUCUUCUUCACAUAUUAAGAAAGAUUAGGAGAAAUAAAAAUUUUCAGGAAAUUUCGGUGUGAAACGCCUGGCUAAAUAAGAUGAGGCCAGACGAUUUGCUUUCAACCGAUCGAAGAAUGGCGGAGACAAUGUCUGAAACAUCGGAGGGAACGGCAACGACAAGUGCCUCUGGAAAAUCGAAUUUCGAGACAGAGAUGCAAAAUUUUGCAACCCUUUUGGGCAUCGCUAAUCCCGAGGAUGUUCAUCAAGAUCGAUUCCGCGUUGAUCGCAGAAAAUUGGAACACAUGCUUCUCGGUGACAGUGAUGCGCCAGAAGCUGCUGAAGUAUUCUUCCAGAAGGUUAUGGAAGAAACGAAUACCUUCGUCACAUGGCCUUCUCGACUCAAGAUUGGAGCAAAAUCGAAAAAAGAUCCCCAUAUAAAAGUCGCUGGACGACUUGACGACGUGCGAGUUGCCAAAGAAAAAAUCAUGCAAAUUUUGGACACGAGGCAAAACAAUAGAGUAACAAUGAAGCUGGAUGUGAGUUACACGGAUCAUUCGCAUAUUAUUGGAAAGGGUGGAUUAACGAUAAAGCGAGUGAUGGAGGAAACAGGUUGUCACAUUCAUUUUCCGGACAGCAACCGUAGCAAUCAUCAGGAGAAGAGCAAUCAAGUCUCCAUUGCGGGAGAAAUGGAAGGCGUCGAGCGGGCUCGAGCUCGAGUUAGGAAUUUAACUCCCUUGAUAUUUUCCUUCGAAUUGCCGAUAAUGGGCGCAUCGCAAGCGGUGCCAGACUCCACGUCGCCUUAUGUGGUGAAGAUUCAGGAACAGUACAAUGUUCAAGUCAUGUUUCGCACACGACCAAAGUUACAUGCUACUUUAGUGGUUGUGAAGGGAUGUGAAUGGGAGGUUUCUCAAGUGAAGGAGGCCACCGUUCUGCUGAUUCACUACAUGUGCGAGAACUUAGCUAGUCAAAUUCAAGUACAAAUGUGUAUGGAGAUCUCUCCGCAGCAUCACAGCAUUGUGCUAGGAAAGCAAAGUAGCAACUUGAAAAUGAUUAUGCAGCGAACCGCUACACAAAUCAUGUUUCCUGAUGCUGGCGACCCGAAUAUUCCAAGUCUGAAGAAAAGCAACGUUACAAUCACUGGUUCAAUUCAUAAUGUUUACCUAGCUCGCCAACAAUUAGUGGGUUCUUUGCCUCUAGUCCUUAUGUUCGAUUUGCCGGAAGAUUCCGUCUCGUCAGUGGACUCGGAAAACAUUUCCAAUUUGAUGCAGUCAUUAGAUGUGUUCAUAAAUGUUCGACACAAGCCAAAACAAAGUACGCUUUCUGUUAUCAUCAAGGGGAUAGAAAGAAAUGCGAGCAAUAUUUAUGAGGCAAGAAAGCAACUUCUUGCUUUGGAGGAACCAAGAGUUCAUGCUGAAAUUCCAACGACUUAUCACAUUCCAAAUGCUACUAAUGUUUUUCCGGCAAAUAACAACACUGGAUUACAUAAUGUACUCGGCGCGGGAUCGGAUAAUUUCUCGAAUAUGUUAACGGUGAACACGCAAAAUCCACCGUAUUGUGUAUCGCCGAUGAUGCACUCGCCAAAUCCUUUGAGCCUCUCGCCACAUUGGGGUCUUCCAACGAUUCCGUCAAUGUUCUCGCCGCUUCCUGUUCAUCCUAAUCCCUAUGUUGUCUCGCACUUGAAUCAUCUAUUAACGACACAACAAAUGAUGGCAUCAAUGUCACAACAGCAUGGAAUGUCCGGACAAAAUUUAUCAUCAUUAAAUCAGGUUCAUCCUAAUUUGCCCAGCGUUUUCGCCAGCAUGAAUAAUUUAGGUCUGAAUGCUAAUUCUCUAUCGGAUAAUAAAGGAGGUAGUGCUUACUCUUCAUUGAGCAGCGUUUCCAGUUCACUUUCUAGUCCUGCUAUUAGUCCUCGAAACUCUUCUCCGGUUAAUCCUGUGGACUCUAAUACUUCUAAUAUUGAUUUGGCAGCUUUACUUUCAGAUCUUACUGUGAAUGAUCGUCGAGCACCUGGAUGUGAGAAAAAAUCUUUGGAAAUGCAUCAGAAUCUCACGCCUUUUGAUUAUGAGCAGAAAAAAAUGCUUGCAGUCAAGGCAAUGCAAUCGAAACCAAAUCCAACUGACUAUCGAGUUCCAAAUUCUGCCUGGACUGGCUAUGGACUCAGUCAAAGUACUCCCCUUACAUCUGCAGGUGACAUGACAAAGGAUUCAGCAAGUCAUCCGUCAGACUUGUGGAAGGAGCCAACAACUCCCGUUUUCAAUACAGCAAUGGACUUUGGAAUUUCAACGAGUAGCGAACGUAGUAAUCAAAUUGGAAUGGCUUCUAAUUUCAUGGAUCAUACACCUUCGGGACAAAUAAAAAAGAUCACUGCUCAACAAUACAGUGACUUACCAAGCCUUCUGGCAAGUGUGGGUCUUGAAAAAUACAAUCAUCUCUUCCAACGUCAGGAAAUUGACAUGGCCACCUUCCCUUCUUUGACGGAAAAGGACCUCAUUGAACUUGGAGUAACAGCUUGGGGCGCAAGACGUAAAAUUGGCCUCAUGAUAAGCGAAUUGAACAAAAGAUCUAGUCCAUUUUCCGGCAGUGCCGCGCCAGGUGCAGAAAGAAAAAUAAGUUCUUCUGCAAGUACGCCGCCAUCGAUUAAGAGUAAUCUCGAUACCAAGUGGUGAUUUAUUUAUUGUUUUUUUUUUUUUAACAAAUCGUAUAUAUUUAAUGUGCUUUUCUGCAAGCACUAAAAAAAUAGUCCCCGCCCCUUUGAAAAAAAAUUGAAACUUAAUUUCGCGAUUAAUUAUAAGGUGCGAAAAAAAAUUGUCUCCAACGGAGAAAAAAUUGCAUGAUACUUUCGAAGAAAAUAGUUUCGCGAAUCGGACGAGUUGUUUAUUUUUUU